This is a messenger RNA of Lolium rigidum, 2265 nucleotides long. RefSeq names its product AUGMIN subunit 3. Gene Ontology annotation, biological process: centrosome cycle; spindle assembly. The transcript is spliced from 19 exons. NCBI's taxonomy places the organism in Eukaryota, Viridiplantae, Streptophyta, Magnoliopsida, Poales, Poaceae. Gene Ontology annotation, cellular component: mitotic spindle; HAUS complex; centrosome. The record is from RefSeq and is a predicted model, not a curated record. Bases 1 to 1854 code for a protein of 617 amino acids.
AUGAGUGGGGCGGCGCUGUGCGCGGCGCUGACGGAGCUGGGGUUCGACGGGGAGGACCCGCUGGACGCGGACGCGCUCGAGUGGCCGUUCCAGUACGAGGAGGCCCGCCCGCUGCUCGCCUGGAUCUGCUCCUGCCUCCGCCCCUCCAACGUCCUCUCCCCGUCCCACCUCUCGCAGUACGAGCAACUCCUAGAAGAGGGAAGACUGCUAGAGGGUGAGGAUUUGGACUCUGCUUUUGAUAGUAUUUCAGCCUUUUCAAGCAAGAAAGACAACCAAGAGGCUAUCUUUGAAGCAGAAGAAACGAUUCUUGACAUCCGAGAAGCAAAACUAGCAUAUAGAGCUGAAGUUUUUGAGUUGCAGAAGCAGAUUGCACGGCAACAAGCACAGUUUGAUUUGCUUGCAGGGCAAGCAUCUUCUCUUAUCCAAGGCAGGCGAGCACGUGUAUCAGCUAUGUCUACAGUUAGUGUGCAACUUAUAUCAUUAGAUGAGAUACUUUCUUCAAGAAACUUAGAGACGAAUGCAGUUCUUGGAAGAAUUACUGCUACGACCCAAGAGUUGGCCCAUUAUCAUUCAGGAGAUGAGGACAGUAUAUACUUGGCAUAUUCAGAUUUCCACCCUUAUGUUAUUGGAGAUUUGGCUUGCACUAAGGAGCUAAACCGGUGGUUCUCGAAGCAAUUUGAGAAGGGGCCAUUUAGACUUGUUGCUGAGGAGGGGAAAUCCAAAUGUUCCUGGGUUAGUCUUGAUGACAUCACAAAUGGCUUGAUAAGAGGAGAUUCUGAAAAAUCUCAUCAUCACCAGCGUGUGGCUGAGUUACAACGACUCCGUUCAAUAUUUGCUACAAGUGAACGACAAUGGAUUGAAGCACAGGUUGAGAAUGCUAAACAGCAGGCAAUACUCCAAAUUUUAAAAUCACAAGUAUCCUCCGACGAGGCUCACAUACAUAGGGAUAUCCACUCUCUUAGGAGAAAGAGUUCUGAGCUUGCUGGAGAACUCUCGACACUUUCUCAAAAGGUGCAGCCUUUCAUAUCUGAGACCAUACCAUGCCUCUGUUCAGAACUUGCUCAACUUCAAGGCACAUAUAUUUUGCAAGGUGAUUACGAUUUAAAGGUUAUGCGCCAGGAAUACUAUAUCAACAGGCAAAAAACAUUCAUCAACCACUUGGUUAAUCAGCUUGCUAGACACCAAUUUCUGAAGAUUGCUUGCCAACUUGAAAGGAAACACAUAGCCAGUGCUCACUCAUUGCUUAGAGUUAUAGAAUCUGAGCUACAGAGCUACCUAUCGGCAGUCAACACCCGUCUGGGUCAUUACAGUUCAUUAAUUCAAGCUGCCUCUGAGGUACAUGAACAAGGAGCAAUUGAUGAUCGUGACACUUUCCUCCAUGCAGUGCGAGAUCUACUAUGCAUUCACUCAAAUUCCCAAGCAGCAGUACCAACAUACAUGUCAGCACAUGCUUUAGUUCAGCAGAUAUCGGCACUUCAAUCUGACUUGCUUUCUCUUCAGUCUGAACUUGAAAAUACUCUUCCAGCUGACAGGAAAAGAUGUAUCAAUGAGUUAUGCACUCUGAUUCAAACAGUUGAACAGCUUCUAUUUGCCACGUCAACGACUGCAGAACCAGUAUUGACACCUUGGCCACUGAUGCGCGCGCUUGAUGAUAUGGAAAAUGCCAAUGCUCAAGUCGAAGUUGCUGUUGAAGAAGUAACCAAGGCUCGUACUCAAAAGAUAAAGAUCUUUGAGAAUCGUGCCCAUGAGGUGGGGAGGGAAAGGCAGGUGUUUGUCGAUUUCUUCAGCAACCAUGAGCGUCUCAAGAAUCAAGUCAGAGAGUUGACCUCCCGCGUGAAAGCUCUCCAGGAAUAGAGAGUAGAGCCCUUUCUCUAGAUCGUUCUAGCCUUGUUGUGCCAGGUCUCUCGAAAAUGGACGCGACUGCCAAAGCUCAUGGCUCCAGUCUGUGGCAAAGCUUUUUCUUCCAGAACUCCCAACACAAAGUUGGGGCACGUGCGUGUGGUGCUGGUACGUAACAGGGUUAACCAUUGAACGGUUUGGAUGUUCAUGUGUGCUGCGUGAGUGCUAGGCGUUGUUGUAUUUAUGCUGCUCUGUAUGUUGUAAAAUAUGUUAGAAAUCACGAGCAAGCUUGAAACUGGUUGUGGUGGUGGUGUUGUGUAACAAUUGAUUUAAGUAGUUUAUAUUAGGCGGUUGAUUUAGUUGGGACUAACAACUUUCUCAAAGUUGCUGGAAUUCAAUCACUCGGACCAGCUCAAAAAAGUUGGU